AUCCAAGUCAAGAUCAUGCUCGCUCAUGUGUGUAACGUGCGCUUCUUUCACGGGGGAGGCCACAAUUGCACCAAGGCUGGCCUCUCGGCAGAAACUCCUAGUAUCGAUGAACGUGUUCUGAUCAUCGCGAAGCAUGAGGCAUGAUCGACCCCUGUUUGUUGAUGAUUUCUGUCGAUACUUGUUAGCGAUUGUUACAUUGCUUCACAGGUGAUGUUAGAUAUUUACUCCUCCGAUCUUCUGCCUGUCCUGCUGUGGCGAAUCCCGUGAUGAUGUUGUCGAUGGGAAGCAAAUGGUGGCGGUUGGCUCACGAUACAGUUGAUUGUGAGGGUCGAAAGUGAAGGAUGACCGUAGUAGGAUUGAUGAAGAGACAGAUAGAAAGGAUGAGAGAGAGAAGACGAAAAGUUUCUGUGACACUUUGUUUGCUCUUUCCGAGCGUCUCCAUCUCCUUUUCUGCCCCCUUCUUUUUCACUGCCACACUACCACACCGUCGCCUGCUGUCUUCUCGAUCGCCCUCACUCUGCCUAGUGACCAGCCAAACUCCCGUUGCAACACAACUUUCUUUCCGCGAACUCCUUCAUCACCACUCACAACUCCCAGCACCACUACCAACCAACCCCAUCCCCUACCUUCCUUCCUAUUCUCUCACCCAACCAAAACCCAAGCCCAAUCCACCUAUCCCUUCCCUCACUCCGUGUCCAAGUCAAGUCAUCCCAACCACCCCACAACAACACCACACAUCAUCACCACCAUCCUCUUCCUAUCUUCCUCUCACACUCACCACCCUCCUCUCUCCAACCUCAUCGCAGCUGCCCGCGUCACACCACCUCUUCAAUCCCCACCGAACCCGACCGUCGCCCGCGAAAGGAAUCGGGUCUGAUUGGUAGCGCGUGUUCCAAUCGCGACCGAACGAAAGCAGCGGAAGGAAAAAAAACCCUCUUCUUCCCACCCUCACAACCAUUCCCAAUGGCAGCUGAAGACGC
Tricharina praecox is the source of this 980-nucleotide messenger RNA. RefSeq lists its product as uncharacterized. The transcript has a single exon. The record is from RefSeq and is a predicted model, not a curated record. Bases 342 to 884 code for a protein of 180 amino acids. NCBI's taxonomy places the organism in Eukaryota, Fungi, Ascomycota, Pezizomycetes, Pezizales, Pyronemataceae.